AAUUACCAAACCAAAAUGAAUUGGGAUUGAAUUAUUUUUCAGUGGGUUACAAGAAACAGAACAGUUUUCCUUCGAAUCGCAAGCACGAUGGCGAUUCUCCUCAGUUUCAACAAUUAUGGGGUCCAUCUUCGACGGCCGCCGCCAUAUCCCCUCCGUCUCUCAAGCUGCUGCAAUCGUACAGCUUCGUCGGUACUUGCUUCUCCGGAGAACUUCAUCAGCGGGAAGACAGGGAUUUGACGGAGCUGGCCUUUGCAGCUCCUCGGACUUUCAGCCAUGUCUUUGCAUUCAUUUUCGCUCUCUCUCUCCUUGUCGUCGCUAUCUACAGCUCUCUCAAAGGCGGCGGCAACCUCGCAGGAGGCUUUAUUGAGGAGUUGUAACUCAUCCUGUAGGAAGCAUUUGGAUCAAUUAUACGUCCAGUUAAUCGUGUCUGGGCUAUACAAGUGUGGUUUCUUGGUUAUCAAAUUUGUCAAUGCAUGUUUGCAUCUCAGAGAUGUUAACUACGCGCAUAAGGUUUUUCGUGAAGUCUUAGAACCAGAUAUCUUGUUGUGGAAUGGCAUCAUAAAGGGCUACACUCAGAACAAUAUUUUUGCUGGUGCUAUCAGAAUGUACAAGGAUAUGCAAGUGUCAGGGGUGAACCCAGAUUGCUUCACAUUUUUGUAUGUGCUUAAAGCGUGCGGUGGAAUGUCGGUCGAAGGAAUAGGUAAACAGAUGCAUAGCCAGACGUUUAAAUAUGGCCUUGGAUCAAAUGUGUUUGUGCAGAACAGUCUUGUGUCAAUGUAUGCUAGAUUUGGCCAAACCUCAUCUGCUAGGCUCGUCUUCGAUAAGUUACAUAAUCGAACUGUUGUUUCGUGGACAUCCAUCAUUUCUGGGUACGUUCAGAAUGGCGAUCCCGUGGACGCGUUGAGAGUUUUCAAAGAUAUGAGGCGAAGUACUGUGAAACUUGAUUGGAUUGUCCUUGUUAGUGUUGUGACAGCCUACACAGACAUGGAGGAUUUGGGGCAAGGGAAAGCCAUUCAUAGCUUAGUGACUAAAUUGGGUCUAGAAUUCGAACCCGACAUAGUGGUCUCGCUCACUAACAUGUAUGCUAAAUGUGGACGGGUGGAAGUUGCUAGAUUUUUCUUUAAUCAGAUGGAAAAACCAAAUUUACUUUUGUGGAAUGCUAUGAUUUCUGGUUAUGCAAAAAAUGGAUAUGGUGAAGAAGCAAUCGAGCUAUUCCGUAAGAUGAUUUCAAAGAAUAUCGGGGUCGAUUCUGUUACUGUGAGGUCUGCUAUUCUAGCCGUUGCCCAAGCGGGGUCUCUUGAACUAGCAAGAUGGUUGGAUGGUUAUAUCUCUAAGAGUGAGUACCGAGACGAUGUUUUCGUGAACACGGCCCUUAUAGAUAUGCAUGCAAAAUGUGGAAGCAUAUGUUUUGCUCGUGGUGUUUUCGAUAGAAUGGUCGAUAAAGACGUUGUCUUAUGGAGUGCUAUGAUUAUGGGGUAUGGAUUACACGGUCAUGGACAAGAAGCCAUCGACCUUUACAACAGAAUGAAGCAAUCUGGAGUUUGUCCGAACAAUGUUACUUUUGUUGGCCUUCUCACAGCAUGUAAAAACUCGGGUCUUGUAAAAGAGGGAUGGGAGCUUUUCCACCAGAUGCGAGACCACGGGAUUGAACCGCAUCACCAGCAUUACUCUUGCGUGGUCGAUCUUCUGGGACGUGCAGGCUAUUUGAAUCGAGCUUAUGAUUUUAUUAUGAGCAUGCCCAUUAAACCUGGAGUUAGUGUUUGGGGGGCACUUUUAAGUGGAUGUAAGAUCCAUCGUCAAGUGAGGUUGGGAGAGAUAGCUGCAGAACAGCUUUUCUUAUUAGAUCCAUAUAAUACAGGUCAUUAUGUACAACUCUCAAACUUAUAUGCUUCUGCCCAUUUAUGGAACCACGUGGGGAACGUUCGAUUAAUGAUGACGCAGAAAGGACUGAACAAGGACCUCGGACAUAGUUCGAUUGAGAUCAAUGGAAAUCUCGAAACGUUCCAUGUUGGAGAUAGAUCACAUCCGAGAUCGAAGGAAAUCUUUGAAGAACUUGAUAGAUUGGAGAGGAGAUUAAAGGCAGCUGGUUAUGUUGCUCAUAUGGAAUCUGUUCUACAUGACUUGAAUCAUGAGGAGAUUGAGGAAACUCUUUGUAACCAUAGUGAGAGGUUAGCAGUUGCUUAUGGCAUCAUCAGUACUGCUCCUGGAACUACACUUAGAAUAACGAAAAAUCUCCGUGCAUGCGUUAAUUGUCAUUCGGCGAUAAAGCUAAUAUCGAAGCUUGUCGAUAGGGAAAUAAUUGUUCGAGAUGCGAAACGCUUUCAUUAUUUCAAAGAUGGAGUUUGUUCGUGCGGAGAUUUUUGGUGAAGCUUGGUUAGUAUUCUUUACUUCAACCUUGCACGUAAUGAAUUUGCUGAUUUUCUCUUGGCCUAUACUAACCAUCAUUGAUUCUGAUGUGAAAUUGAAGAAAGUCCAAUUUUUCUGUGAAAUGGUAACCAAUCAAUUGCCCCUUCAUGUGCCUUUUUUUCAAUGUUCAAGUUUGAUCUAUUAUAAUUUUCUGUUUGAGAUGCUUCCGAACAUUCUACUUCAGUUAUAUUGGAGAAAAAACAUGUCAAAUUUUUGUUA
This is a messenger RNA of Cucurbita moschata (crookneck pumpkin), 2625 nucleotides long. Its product is annotated as pentatricopeptide repeat-containing protein At3g12770. Gene Ontology annotation, biological process: RNA modification. The record is from RefSeq and is a predicted model, not a curated record. Lineage: Eukaryota; Viridiplantae; Streptophyta; Magnoliopsida; Cucurbitales; Cucurbitaceae. Gene Ontology annotation, molecular function: protein binding; zinc ion binding; RNA binding. The transcript is spliced from 2 exons. Bases 274 to 2367 code for a protein of 697 amino acids.